ACCAAACACCUUGCGCUCUUGCUGCCUGCUGCCUGCGGCUGCCCGCCAGCACUCUCUCAGCCAAACCGCCAGGGCGCGGCUUCCAGUGCGCAGUUGCAACUGCCGUAGGUGAGAACCCUCUCACCCGCUCACGCGCUGUUAGGUUGCCUGGAGUAUCGCCACGAUAUCCACACCUAGCGACACUGAUAGGCGUGAAAGCUUCAUGCCCAACCAUUGGCAGCCUGGGAUGCGGUAACCUGCUGAUGCGCUGGUGAUGCAUGUACAUGUACAUAUUGCCUGGAGCUUGGUUAAUGGCGCGUGGGCUGAGACCCAGUCUCGGGGCCAACGCAUGGGAUGGAUGCGAAUGGGGCGCGACUCGCGAGAACUGCAUCAGUGCAUGUGUACUGGCAGUGCCGCGAUAGAAUGCUAAUACAUAAGUAGGCCAGCAGAUUCGCGAUCAAGUCGGCCGGGUGUUGAGUGCCUACGUUCGUUGUGCGAAUGCAGCUCCAGCAGAAGGCUCUGCGUCUGCAGUCGACAUUUCCUACCCGGGUUUCUCGAGUUGCCCUGGUCCCCAAGGCCGUCGCUGCUCCCGAGAAGGCUGCUGUUAAGAUGAACAUCGCCACCGAUGUCACCGAGCUGAUUGGCAAGACCCCUAUGGUCUACCUGAACAAGGUGGCCACGGGCACGCACGCCAAGAUCGCCGCCAAGCUGGAGAUCAUGGAGCCCUGCUGCUCCGUUAAGGACAGGAUCGGCUACAGCAUGAUCUCGAGCGCGGAGAAGGAGGGCCUCAUCACCCCGGGCAAGACUGUCCUGGUGGAGCCCACCUCGGGUAACACCGGCAUCGGUCUGGCCUUCAUCGCCGCCGCCCGCGGCUACAAGCUCAUCCUGACCAUGCCCGCCUCCAUGUCCCUGGAGCGCCGCAUCCUGCUGCGUGCCUUCGGCGCCGAGCUGGUGCUGACUGACCCCGCCAAGGGCAUGAAGGGCGCCGUGGCCAAGGCCGAGGAGAUCCUGGCCUCCACGCCGGACGCCUUCAUGCUGCAGCAGUUCCAGAACCCCAACAACCCCAAGGUGCACUACGAGACCACCGGCCCCGAGAUCUGGAGCGCCACCGACGGCAAGGUCGACAUCCUGGUGUCGGGCGUGGGCACCGGCGGCACCAUCACCGGCACCGGCCGCUACCUGCGCGAGAAGAAGUCGGACGUGCAGCUGGUGGCUGUGGAGCCGGCCGAGAGCCCCGUGCUCAGCGGCGGCAAGCCCGGCCCCCACAAGAUCCAGGGCAUCGGCGCCGGCUUUGUGCCCGCGGUGCUGGACACCGCGCUGAUCAGCGAGGUGGUGCAGGUGUCCAGUGACGACGCCAUCGACAUGGCUCGCCGCCUGGCGCUGGAGGAGGGCCUCAUGGUGGGCAUCAGCUCGGGCGCCGCGGUGCAGGCCGCCAUCAAGGUGGCCAGCCGCCCCGAGAACGAGGGCAAGCUGGUGGUGGUGGUGCUGCCCUCGUUCGGCGAGCGCUACCUGUCGUCGGUGCUGUUCCAGCAGCUGCGCGACGAGGCGUCCAAGAUGACCUUCGAGCCCUCCGCCUGAAGCGGGACGCGGACGCAACUGGACGACAGCAGCAGCGCACCCGCGGCGCGCGGAUUGGCCGCCGCAGGAUGCGGGCACGAGGUGCUUCAUUUAUGCCCAGGCCCUCCUGGAAGCUGAAUCAGCGCUAAUAAGCAGGAUGCUGUGAUAGCGUUUUAACAACCUAUGGCUGGCUGCAAGCAAACACGCGGUGCAUCAUGAGUCGGAAUGACGGCAUGCGUGUUGGAAGCCGAUGCAGGGGGACUACUAAUGGGUGGGGUGGGGGGAGGCUGUGGGUCGCGCUCCUCAAUUGAGAGGCUAUACUCGCGGUGUAGACCAAACUGUAAUAACCCCGGUUU
Messenger RNA from Chlamydomonas reinhardtii, 1892 nucleotides. RefSeq lists its product as uncharacterized. The record is from RefSeq and is a predicted model, not a curated record. Bases 478 to 1557 code for a protein of 359 amino acids. Gene Ontology annotation, cellular component: cytoplasm. Gene Ontology annotation, molecular function: cysteine synthase activity. The transcript has 11 exons. Lineage: Eukaryota; Viridiplantae; Chlorophyta; Chlorophyceae; Chlamydomonadales; Chlamydomonadaceae.